AAUUCCCCAACCAGCAUCACCUCCUUAGUCAACAAACCAUUAUCUCCCCCACAAAAAAAGAGAUAGCAAAGAAAAGAAAAGGCGAUGAACAAGGAAAAGAAGAGAAAGGAAAGAAUGAAUUCUAAUCAACACCCUUUACUUUGCUUUCCAUGUAAGCCCUUCCCCUUCCAAAUUCCAGGCUUCUCCUCUGUGGUCUCUUCAAAUCUUAUUACUCGAACUCUCUCUGUUCUUGUUGUUCUGUCUUCUCCUCACCUAGAUAGAUAAUACAACAUCAGUUCAUGAUAUUUUGCUGAUAUGCAUCUCAUCAUUUACAAAUAAGAAACUCUCCAGCCAUCUUGUCCAAAUACACUUCUAAGUCGUGAAAAGAGUUUUUCAGGUUUUUUUGUUUGGACUAGUACAAAUGGUCCAAAUGAUUUGCUUCUCACUUUAGAAUGUGUGCAUCAUGUCAGAACAGCUAAUAGAUUAAAAUCCUAUAGUUUGUAAGGCUUGUGAUGGCAUCACUCGGCACCCCAAAAACUUGGAUUCCAUACGGGAACAAUAAAGACUGUUCUCAAGGAUUUUGUAGCUUAUACUGCCCACAAUGGUGCUACAUCAUUUUCCCUCCUCCACCUCCCCUUGAAUUCCUUGAUGACAAUUCAAGUCCAAAAAUCUCUCCCCUUGUCAUUGCCAUUAUAGGCAUACUGCUCAGUGCUUUCCUUUUAGUAAUUUACUACACCAUAAUAUCUAAAUACUGUGGAAACAAUGAUCCAGCAAGGAGAAGGGAUCAAAACCAUGGCCAAAAUGAGGAAUUUGAGGGAGAUCACAACCCCUCUCUCCAUGAGCCUUGGCAUGCUGCAACCACUGGCUUAGAUGAGGCUCUUAUAAGGUCCAUCACAGUAUGCAAGUACAAAAGGGGAGAUGGUUUGAUUGACGGGACAGAUUGCUCAGUUUGUCUCAGCGAGUUUCAAGAAGAUGAGAGCAUAAGGCUUUUGCCGAAGUGCAGCCAUGCUUUCCAUGUUCCUUGCAUUGAUACAUGGCUCCGCUCUCACUCGAAUUGCCCAUUGUGUCGUGCCAACAUUGUUUUCUUCAGUGCUUCCCCGCCUCAAUUGCCUCCUCCAGUGGCUGAAACUCCUCAAGGCAAUGAAUCUUGGCAAAAUAGCCAACGAUCCAACGACAAUGUGGCAGCUACACCAGGCACGGAAAGGGUUGCUAGAGAUGAGCAAGUGGUGCAGAAUCCUGCUGGGGAUCCAAAGACUCCGUGGCGCGUAUUUAGUGAUUUGGGAAACUUGGAAGAGAGAGAUACCAUAAUUGAGAUGCGAGAUAUUGAUGGGUAUCAACGCAUUAGGAGAUCAGUUUCAAUGGAUCAUCCAUGUCAAAGCCAUGCUUCUGUCGCUGAUAUUUUACGCAUGAAUCAGGAUGGAGUUGUUCGAGUAGAAGACUGUUCAGGAGAUGUUGGAUCAUCAAAACAUUCAGCAGAAGACAGCAAAUUCACGUCUAGCAACAGAAGAAGAGUCUUGCAUUGUGUGCUUAAUCCCGUUACCAUGAAGAGAUCAUUUUCAAGCGGAAGAUUCUUUCCCACCGGCCAUGGAAGAGUACGUGACGCCACUAGUCCUGUUUAAACGGAGAAACUCCGAUUAUUAUUUUUUUUAGAGAGGAAAUUGUUAGUAGAAUGAUGAAGAAAUACAAGAAUUAUCGACGGUCAUAUUUUCCAUUAAUCAAUUUUAUGAUAAAGUUAUGUAAGUGUGAGAAUUGUGUUCCUCUAUAUAUAAAAUUGAUGAGGGAUAUCAAUGUUUCUUGCAAA
Populus nigra (black poplar) is the source of this 1780-nucleotide messenger RNA. Its product is annotated as E3 ubiquitin-protein ligase Os04g0590900-like. Gene Ontology annotation, molecular function: transferase activity. The record is from RefSeq and is a predicted model, not a curated record. The coding region runs from base 492 to 1598 and encodes 368 amino acids. The transcript is spliced from 2 exons. Gene Ontology annotation, biological process: protein ubiquitination. Lineage: Eukaryota; Viridiplantae; Streptophyta; Magnoliopsida; Malpighiales; Salicaceae.